AUGAGCCAGCCACAGCAACUGCCUCACCCUCGAGGGCAGAUUAGCUCAGGUUCAUACGGAGGCCACGGAGGCCAGCAGGACGAAUUGUACAUGCCCAGCAUGACCUCAAGCCCACACAGGCAGAUUGCAUCACACAGAGAUUACGCGCCGCAAAUCAAGCUUGAUCACCCGCCGAUGAGUGCCAACCCCACCCAAUCUCAACAUCACCACUUGCAACAGCCUACUGGUUCAGGUGUGCCGAACGUUCUACAGCCUGGUGGGUUGUCAUCACGCCCAUCAGUCAUGUCCGCUAACACGGCUCCAACCGUUCCUACAAUUCACGGUGCUAUGCAGCCACUGAUCUCAGGGACGUCUACGCAACAGAACCGACAUGGUCGACAAUCGCCAGCGUUCCACGACUAUCAAACGCCGACAAAACCAUCUCUUCCCAUGUCGCAUUCACAUACAUACUCACGCUCUAGCCCUGUUGCUGGAUAUGAUGCUCCGGCAAAUUACCAUGCCUAUACUCCGACCACACCAGGCGGUUCGUCUUCUCAGCUCACGGCACCUGCGGAUGCCAGCAAAUACAGUGCUCCUACUUUGCAGAGGACUUUUUCAACCACGCCGCUUGGCCUGGCCGACAUAAGACCACGUGCCGAUUCCAGUAUAUCGGACGGUGGACCAGGAGGCCACGGGCAGGAUCUUGCGAAUACGCAACCCGGACCGAGCAACUAUCUUGCGCCAUGGGCUGUAUAUGCAUUUGACUGGUGCAAAUGGCCCCCGCAGGGUAAUGGGGCAGGUAAAUUAGCAUUGGGCAGCUAUCUUGAAGAUGGUCAUAAUUUUAUCCAAAUACUCGACAGCCAAGCCGUAGCCACUGCGCAAGAUGUUUUUCCAUCGUCGACGUCCAAGUGCAGUCUGGAGUUUACUAAAAUUGCCGAAGCAACACAUUCGUAUCCUGUCACUAGACUUCUCUGGGAGCCUCCCUCAUCUCAAAAGCAGUCCACGGAUCUGUUAGCUACAUCUGGCGAUCAUUUACGACUCUGGUCUUUGCCUUCCGAGACACCAGCGACCCCGGGUAAUAAUAUAACCGGAGGUGGUAGAGAUGCGUCUUUUGUAACAAAGCUUACUCCUCUGGCGCUUCUGUCCAACUCAAAGACCCCAGAUCAUACGGCGCCUCUUACCUCUCUCGACUGGAAUACAGUUUCGCCGAGUCUGAUAAUUACAUCAAGCAUUGACACCACGUGUACCAUUUGGGACAUCCCUUCGCUGACGGCCAAAACCCAGCUCAUUGCUCAUGACAAGGAAGUAUACGACGUGCGAUUCUGUGCAAAUAGCGUAGAUGUUUUCGUGAGUUGCGGCCAGGACGGAAGUGUUCGAAUGUUCGACUUGCGCAGUUUGGAACAUUCUACGAUUAUCUAUGAGCCGACGGGUAAAGAGGAAAGAGACGGCAGUGGGCGGUCAAGUCCUACGCAUAGUCAACAGGCGGUUGGCAGCCCUCCACCCCUUUUACGCCUUGCAACAUCACCUCAUGAUACCCACCUAUUGGCGACCUUCGCACAAGACUCGAGCACUAUCCGGAUAUUAGAUGUUCGUCAACCAGGUCAAGCUCUUCUCGAGCUCAAGGGACAUACUGGUCCGAUCAACUGUGUGGAAUGGUCGCCAUCAAGACGGGGGACGCUCGCAUCCGGGGGUGACGAUUGCCAGGUGCUUAUUUGGGAUCUGAUAAACUCAAACUCGUCUGGCGGACACCCUCUGAACGGGACGCCGCAGCAUGAGAAUCACAGGAAUCCCGUGGCAAGCUGGGAGUGUGAUUAUGAGGUUGGAAACUUGAGCUGGGUGCCUCAUCUUCAGAAUGCCGAUUACGGCGAGUGGCUUGGUGUCAGCGCUGGUCGAGGCAUCUGGGGAACUCGAUUGAUCUAA
Molecule: messenger RNA, 1899 nt
Organism: Ustilaginoidea virens
Lineage: Eukaryota; Fungi; Ascomycota; Sordariomycetes; Hypocreales; Clavicipitaceae
Exons: 3
Coding region: 1-1899 (632 amino acids)
Cellular component (GO): nucleus
Molecular function (GO): protein binding
Source: RefSeq, a predicted model, not a curated record